AUGACGCAACCAUCGACUAAAGAAAGGGAAGUGCUCUUGAAUAUAAUAUUAUUAUACAAAAACAUGCCAUAUCCUUGGGAUAAAAAACAUAAGGACUAUAAAAAGAAAGAUAUAAGAAAUGAUGGAAACAAGGUAAAAGAAUCGAGUCGCACUGGAGCUGGAGCUGACGAGGUGUAUGUACCUACACUUUGGUACUUUGAUGCUUUGAGUUUUCUUGGGGCGGUUAGUGAGACUUGUCGUAUAGGCCGAGACACAAUGGAAACACAGGAAAUUUCGACUUCAUUAUCUGAAACCGAAAGUGUACGAAGAUCUGAGUCAGCGUCUCCACAAAAGAAAAAGAGAGUUACGAAAGCUAGCUUACUGCAAAAGCAUGAGUCACUCAUAAAUACAGCUGGGAAACUUCUGCAUAAAAAAGAAGAGGAAUGGGAAAUUAUAGGAAAGGGCAUAGACUUGCAACUGAAGGAUCUAAAUAAAAGACAGUUUUAUAGAGCUCAGAAAAUAAUACAUGACACCCUCUAUUACGCCCAAAUGGGAAUGUUAACUGAACAUUCAUCUGUCACUGGGCUCGAACGUAAUCAAUCACAGCACACGUACGAGUCAACAGUUGGAAAGCGUAGAACCACACAAAUAUAUCAAACUCCAUUUCGCUAUCCAGCCCGUAGACUGGAUACUCAAUCAGUACUAUCUGGUGCAUCAUCAUCCCCUAAAUAUUAUAUUAAUUCUGAUUCUCAGUCAUCUUGUGCCAUACCGUCGUUACCAUCCCCAUCUCUAAAAGGACUACUUAUUGAGUCGCCUCAUCCAUCCCACUACACUCAACCACCAUAUUUUUUCCCCUAA
This is a messenger RNA of Parnassius apollo (apollo), 837 nucleotides long. Lineage: Eukaryota; Metazoa; Arthropoda; Insecta; Lepidoptera; Papilionidae. The record is from the annotation of a GenBank genome assembly.